AUUUUGUUGUGGACGCAACACGAAAGGGUAAUAAAUUUAGGUUCAUUAACCAUUCCAAUGAUCCAAACGCAUUUUGUCGCGUUACGUUAGUAAAUGGCGAACAUCGUAUAGGAAUUUAUGCGAUGAGCGAUCUCGAACCUGGUCAAGAAUUAUUUUUCGAUUACAGAUAUGAUGGCGAAGCAUUGAAGUUUGUUCCCCUUGAACGCGAACGUCCACCGAGUCCGGCAAAAUCGAAGGCUGAUCAAGUACCUGAAAGUGAUGACGUUCAGGUUGUUGAACUCCAAGUUCCGUCUUCAACUGCCGAAUCCUCUGCAUCACGUUCUCCAAGUCCUGCUUACUCUACACACACUGCUAAUAACAAUGACAUUAUAGAAUCAGAACCUAUUCUUGAACAUUCGAAAGACACUGAUUCGACAGAUAACGAACCAGAAAAUGAUAAUGGUAAUAGCAGAUUUCCUAUAUUGAGCUCGACAAAGAAACAAACAGCACCAGCAACUUUGCCCGUUGUCACUGACGGAGUGUUCUCCAAUUUGUCGGCUAAGCCUGACACAGAAACUAGUAAAGAAGAUGAAAACCCACCAUCAUACGAAAUUGCUGCGGCCGAUGCUACACCUCCAUACUGGGAAACGACUGUCAUUGCACCUGGAUUAUGUGGGGAUGAAGUCCUUGUAGAAGGUUUACCUGUGGGAAACUUUUUCAGUUUCAUUUGGAAUAUGCUUGUAUCAAUGAGUUUUCAAUUUGUUGGAUUCUUAUUAACAUACCUUUUACACACUAACCAUGCUGCUAAGGUACAAAAUGAAUUUAUUGAUAAUAAGUCAGCUAUGGAUUUAGCGGACAAUGGCUCCCGAGCUGGUCUAGGCAUCACAUUGGUACAAUAUGGUUUUUAUCUUCGCGGUAGGUCGUUCCAGGAUGAUGGUAUGUAUUAUAGUUAUGAUGAGGCCGACUUAAGUGAUAAAGAAUUAGCACGCAGAGCAUGGCUAAGCUACAUUCUUAUGUUCUUGGGUUGGUUUAUCGUUAUCCGAAGCGUUUCGGAUUAUAUCAGAGUUAAAAGAAUCGAAACAAUUAUGCGUACUACUCCAGAAGAAAGUGUAUAA
Racocetra persica is the source of this 1094-nucleotide messenger RNA. The record is from the annotation of a GenBank genome assembly. NCBI's taxonomy places the organism in Eukaryota, Fungi, Glomeromycota, Glomeromycetes, Diversisporales, Gigasporaceae.